Molecule: messenger RNA, 2750 nt
Organism: Athene cunicularia (burrowing owl)
Lineage: Eukaryota; Metazoa; Chordata; Aves; Strigiformes; Strigidae
Gene: CHADL
Product: chondroadherin like
Exons: 5
Coding region: 87-2300 (737 amino acids)
Cellular component (GO): extracellular matrix
Molecular function (GO): protein binding
Source: RefSeq, a predicted model, not a curated record
GGUGUGAGAGCAAGAGACAGUGAGACCUGCCUCACUAGGUCACAGCACCCCCCCAGCACCUGCUGCUGCUGCAGGUUUCCCGCACCAUGAGGCUGUCCUGGGGGCUCCUCCUGCUCACGGUGACCCUGGCUCCAGGGGGGACGGCUGCUGCCCGCUGCCCUGCACCCUGCAUUUGUGACAACCUCCAUGCCCACGUCCUCUGCCUCAAUGGGAACCUGACAGCCAUCCCUGGCACCAUCCCACAGCUCACCAAAAAACUGGACCUUCGUGGCAACAGCUUCACAGUCAUCCCAGUGGGAGCCUUCCUUGCCACCCCGUACCUCACACACUUGGACCUGCAGCGCUGCAAGGUGGAGAGGCUGGAGGAAGGAGCUUUCCGCGGGCUGGGGAGGCUGGUAUACCUCAACCUGGCCUCCAAUGGCAUAACCCUCCUCUACCAGGAGUCCCUGGACGGGCUGUCUUCCCUCCAGCAGCUCAUCCUGGAGGGGAACCGCAUUGAGGAGAUCCAGCCAGGUGCUUUCAGCCAUCUGGGGUCCCUCACUAUCCUUGACCUGAGGGCAAAUGCUUUGGUUUACCUCCCAGACAUGGUCUUCCAGGGUCUGCAGGCCCUCAGGUGGCUCCGGCUGUCCCGCAAUGCUCUCCAUGUGCUGGGCAGCGAGGCCUUCGCCACGCUGCCUGCCCUGCGCAGGCUGAGCCUAGACCACAAUGAGCUGCAGGCACUGCCUGGGGAGGCCCUGGCCAGGCUGGAUGAGGCCACCCGCCUGGACCUGGGCCACAACCCCAUCACCUAUGUGGCUGAGGAGGCCCUGGCCAUGGCCUCCCUGAAGCACCUCUUCCUGGACCACGCCUCCCUCCAGGACAUGGCACCCAACGCCUUUGCCCACAGCCCUCAGCUGCGCACACUGGACCUCCGUGAAAACCAGCUGCAGGGGCUGCCACCCCUCGCUGGCGUCAGGGGACUGGUGAGGGUCAGCCUGACUGGGAACCCCCUGCUCUGCUCCUGCCUUCUGCGCCCCUUCCACGACUGGCUGGUGAGGGCAUGGGUGCAGGUGGAGGGGGCCUGUGCUGCACCCCCUGCCCUCCGUGGCCGGCCCCUUGACUCCCUGAGGCCCCAAGAGAUGAGAUGCAGUCACCCUCGGCCACCCCCCAGCCCCACCACACCAUCACAACAGCCGAGAGCUGCUGGCAGUGGGCAAUGCCCCCAGGGAUGCACCUGUUCCCCCGAUAUCCACCAUGGGUCCUGCAAGAACAAGGCCCUACAGAAAAUCCCCCAAGGCUUUCCUAGGGACACCCGCCUCCUUGACCUGCGUCAGAACACCUUCAGGACAGUGCCACCAGGUGCCUUCCCUGGCUUGAAGGAGCUGGUGUCCCUCCACCUCCAGAGAUGCAGCAUCAGGACACUGCGCUCCGGGGCGCUGCAGGGGCUGGACAGUCUGGUCUACCUCUACCUCACUGACAACUGCCUCUCCACUUUGGCUGCCACUGCCUUCCAGGGGGCCCCACGGCUGGCCUACCUUGACCUGGACCGCAACACCUUCACCCGCCUGCCCACAGAUGCCUUCCAGAUUCUGCCCAACCUCAUCUCCCUCCACCUGCAGCACAACACCAUUGAGGAGCUGGCGGAGGGUGACCUGGCCGGGGCUGGGGUGCUGCGCUGGCUCUAUCUUGCUGGGAAUGCCAUCAGGUCUGUCGCCCCCACAGCCCUAGCUCCUGCCAAGAUGCUGGAGAAGCUGCACCUGGAGGGAAACUACCUGGUGGAGGUGCCCACAGCGGCCCUGCAGGGCCUGCCCUCCCUGAGUGAGCUGAAGCUGUCCCGAAACCCCAUAAAGCACGUGGGGGAAGGCGCCUUCCUGCCGGUGGCCUCCAGCCUGCAGCACCUCUACCUGGACAACAUGGGCCUGGAGCAGAUUUCCCCCGGUGCCUUUGCUGGCCUUGGUCCCAAGAUCAGAAGCCUCUACCUGGAGAGUAACAAAAUGAGCAACAUCCCUGACAUGAGCAACUUCACAGGGCUGGAGAUCCUCAACCUGAGGGAUGUGCCAUUCCAGUGCGACUGCCAGCUUCUUCCUCUGCGCAGGUGGAUCGACAAACUCAACCUCCGUGUAGGGGCCACCUGUGGGUCCCCUGCAGAAGCCUUGGGCCUGAAGGUGAAGCUUUCCACCACUUUCCAAACCUGCCCUGGCUGGGGCCGAGGCAAGGCUGGGGGAGCCCAUCCUGACAAGAUCAAGGCUGCGAGCAAGCCCACGAAGAAAAAGAGAUCAGGCAAAUCACCAGCCAGAGGCUUCAAGAAGAGCAGAGCUUAGGAAAUGUGUGCAGGAUGUCAGAGGGCUGUACCUACAGUCUGGUGAGAGCAGUUCUAGACCAGUCCCCACUGUGGUGACAUGCAUCUUGCACAAGGUGCAAAGGAGAGAGCCUGGUGCCACUGAAGCAAUGCCGAUUUGUCAAAGAUGCAGGGCUUUUUUUUACAGGACCCUGGAAAGAACUGGUACAAAAAGCUUCCUAGUGUUUGCAGCAUACUUUGAUGACUCAAACAACCAAGCCAAAUACUUGAUUUAUCUUCCCAAGGCUCCUUCCAGCCAUGUGGAAAAGCUGGAAUCUAUAAGUUUGGUUUUGUUUUUAAGAGCACUGUGCUUUCAGCCCAAGAUCUUGCACUGGCUCAAGUCUUAGAGCAGAAAACUUAAAAAUUAUCAUCAGUGAACACAUUGUCUGAAUUCCCAACAACUCCUCACAAUUAAAACAUAAGUAGAUCAAAA